AAAUCCAUAACGUUAUUGGGACACGUAUGUGUGAGCUCCGGCGGGAGCGUCUGCUGCAAUCAUUCCACACGGGACUAAAUGAAUGACACAGGUUAGCCUGAAUUCAGAGAAGCCUGCUACCACGUGACAUGGAGACGCGUAAGCGUCCCACCGGUGAACCUCAAAAUUCCAUCGGAGACGGCACCCUGGCUUCAAGCAAGAACCCGCUGCUGGAGGAUGGCCGGGCAAGCGGAGACGGUCGCCACGACGAUAAAGACCACAGUGGUAGUGUGCGAGACGAGGGGCGUAGCAUCGCACUUUUGCUGUUCCUGUACGUGCUCCAAGGCAUCCCCCUGGGCCUUGGAUCAGCAGUGCCACUGUUGCUUCAGAACAGGCAUGUCAGCUACAAGGAACAAGCCCUGUUCAGCUUCGUGACGUGGCCGUUCAGUGUGAAGCUCCUGUGGGCCCCCAUUGUGGACUCUCUGUACUCGAGCCGUUUUGGCCGGCGAAAGUCGUGGCUUGUGCCCACGCAGUAUGCCAUAGGCCUGUCCUUCUUCUGGUUGUCGUCGCACGUGCGGUUCUUGCUGGGUGAUGAGGAAGGAAGCAGCGAUGCAGAGCCCAACGUUCUCCUGCUGACGGUCAUCUUCCUGUCGCUAAACUUCCUGGCAGCUACUCAGGACAUUGCUGUGGACGGGUGGGCCCUUACAAUGCUCUCGCGGAGGCAUGUAGGCUAUGCAUCCACCUGCAAUUCUGUGGGGCAAACAGCCGGAUACUUCUUGGAUGUGGUCUUCUUGGCCCUGGAGUCUGCCGACUUCUGCAACCGCUACCUGAGGUCCGAACCCCAGAAGAACGGCAUUGUCACCCUUGAUGGGUUCCUCUAUUUCUGGGGCAUCGUGUUCAUGGUGACGACUACCCUGGUGGCGCUCCUGAAGCACGAGAGAGACGCAUCCGUGACGGAUGAGGAUGACGGCCACCCCGACCUGGGAAUCGCUCAGACAUACAAGAUGGCCCUGCGCAUCUUUCACCUCCCGAGUGUCCGCACAUUCUGCAUUUUCCUGUUCACAUGCAAGGUGGGCUUUGGUGUUGCCGACAGUGUGACUGGGUUGAAGCUCCUCGAGGCUGGCGUGCACAGGGAAAAUUUGGCCCUGCUGGCUAUUCCGAUGGUGCCCAUUCAGAUCAUGCUGCCGCUGAUCAUAAGCAAGCACACAGGUGGCCACAGGCCACUCGACGUGUUCUUCAAGGCAUAUCCAUACAGGUUGCUCCUUGGAUUGGUGUUCAUGGUUAUUGUACACUGGACAUAUCAUGUCAAGAAUCCAGAUGGAACAUUCCCCCUCUACUACUAUGUAGUCAUUGUUCUCGUCUACGCUGUGUACCAGGUGACCCUGUACAGCAGUUUUGUGUCUUCGGUGGCAUUCUGUGCAAGGGUGAGUGACCCGGCCGUUGGGGGAACCUACAUGACCCUCCUCAACACCGUCAGCAACUUAGGCAGCAGCUGGCCUGCGACAGUGGCACUGUGGAUGGUGGAUAGCCUCACUUUCAAGCACUGUGUUGGUGCCUCUAAGGCGUGGCUCCACUGUUCAUCGAAGGAAGACAAGAAUAUAUGCAGCAGCCAAAAAGGCACCUGCGAGACUACGAUAGACGGCUACAACAUAGAGAUGGUGUUCUGCAUCGCGCUCGGUUUCCUGUGGUUGCUGUAUGCACGGAGAAAGGCAAACUGGCUGCAGUCUCUGCCACAGUCAGCGUGGAAGUGCACUUAAUCGUGCUGCAGGUACGUAGCUACCACCAAAUAAGUCAAUUAUAAACUUCAAUGACAAGCCCUUGGAGCCGACUGCCAUGUCUUUCAUUUAUGUGCCGCCUGCACGCUUGCACUCUAGUCGUUGUGCAAAGUCGCGUCUCUA
Messenger RNA from Rhipicephalus sanguineus (brown dog tick), 1877 nucleotides. RefSeq names its product acetyl-coenzyme A transporter 1-like. Lineage: Eukaryota; Metazoa; Arthropoda; Arachnida; Ixodida; Ixodidae. Gene Ontology annotation, cellular component: membrane. Gene Ontology annotation, molecular function: acetyl-CoA transmembrane transporter activity. The record is from RefSeq and is a predicted model, not a curated record.